This is a messenger RNA of Sorghum bicolor (sorghum), 1658 nucleotides long. Its product is annotated as 3beta-hydroxysteroid-dehydrogenase/decarboxylase. The coding region runs from base 38 to 1159 and encodes 373 amino acids. The transcript is spliced from 9 exons. Lineage: Eukaryota; Viridiplantae; Streptophyta; Magnoliopsida; Poales; Poaceae. The record is from RefSeq and is a predicted model, not a curated record. Gene Ontology annotation, biological process: steroid biosynthetic process. Gene Ontology annotation, molecular function: 3-beta-hydroxy-Delta5-steroid dehydrogenase (NAD+) activity.
UACCACGAGUGCCGCCGCGUACUAGAGUAUAGAAUAGAUGGGGUCGUCGGAGCGUCACGAUGGCAGCGAGAGCGAGGCGAGGUGGUGUGCGGUGACGGGCGGCCGGGGAUUCAUGGCGAGGCACCUGGUGGCCGCCUUGCUCCGCUCCGGUGAGUGGCGCGUCCGGGUCACUGACCUCGCCUCUACCGUUGUGCUCGGCCCUGGCGAGAUGGAAGGGCUCUUGGGCGAUGCUCUCCGUGAUGGCCGGGCCGUCUAUGCGUCAGUGGAUGUCUGCAACCUAGAGCAGCUUACAAAAGCCUUUGAAGGGGUAGAUGUUGUUUUCCACACAGCCGCUGCGGAUCCUAGCAAAAAUGACUUGCAACUUCACCACAAGGUUAACGUGGAGGGAACGAAGAAUGUAAUUGAUGCUUGCAAGAUAUGCAAGGUGAAAAGACUUAUACACACCAGUUCUAGUGGUGUUGUGUUUGACGGCAUUCAUGGACUUUUUGAUGUAAAUGAGUCAUUGCCAUACCCAGAUAAGUUUCCUGAUGCAUAUGCACAAACAAAGGCAGGGGCAGAGAAGUUAGUCAUCAAGGCCAAUUGCAUUAAUGAUCUUCUAACGUGUUGCUUACGUCCUGGUUCAAUAUUUGGCCCAGGUGACAAAAUAAUACCAUUUUUGGAUCGUCAUGGAUGGACACAUGUUACUAUUGGUGAUGGGAAAAAUUGUGAUGAUUUUGUGUAUGUUGAAAAUGUUGUACAUGGUCAUCUUUGUGCUGAUAAGACUCUUGCUACUAUUGAGGGUGCAAGAACCAGUGGAGGAAAAGCAUAUUUUAUAACUAAUAUGGAGCCAAUGAAUAUGUGGGACUUCACAUAUCUUGUUCAACAAGAACUUGGAUACAAAAGAAUGCCCAAGAUAAGGAUACCUACAGUUUUUAUCAAGCCAGCAAGCUAUGUAAUAGAGUGGGCAUAUAGGUUUGUUUUCUCUAAUUUUGGAAUUCACCAGCCUCAAAUACUAACACCAGCAAGGAUUAGAUACACAACACUCAAUAGAACAUUUAUUUGUAACAAAGCUGUUGAAGAACUUGGCUACAAACCUAUUGUGACACUACAGGAUGGUUUAAAGAAAGCAGUGAAAUUGUAUAUUCAGAUGAGGAAUAAAGAUUUUUCUAAGAGAGAGUAAAGUUGUGAUGUAAGACGACUCUACACAAAAUGUCAUAAGCCAAAGCCAGUGGUGAUGAUAUCUCCAUUAAUAAAAAUCUUGGGUUUGUAUUAUUUAUCAUAUUAAGGAAAGCUAUGUAAUGGACUAUAACACUAGUAGAAAUCUCUACUUUUAUGAUGAAUUUCUUAAUGACGUAUCUGAAACCAUCAUAGAAAAUCACUUUGCAUGAAGAAUUUUUUUUGUUUUGUUAUUGAUAAGCAGUGACGAUCCUGCGACCAUCCAUUUCAAUGACAAAAACAAACAUCAUCACAAAAACCAUCAUAGAAGAGCGUAGGGUUUCGUCAUAGAUCACUCAUCUUUGAUGAUCUCCUUUAAAACUGUGACAAACAGGGUAAACAUCACAUAACUAAUUACACAUCUAUAACAAAUAAUAUUCAAUUUGUAACAAACAGCUUUGUCAUAGAUCUUCACAUGGUACUUUCUCCAUCUGACGUGUACCUGUGGGACUUACACUUACUCA